AUGGAGGGUUUGGUGGCUAGUCUAACCAUAGUUGCAGGAGGAGGAAAAGCCAAAAAGGAGCAAGAAGACCCCCACUUCAAACUCUUACCAGAUGGUUUGAUAGUAUCCCAUAUCUUUAACAAAAUCUCUGAGGCUAAAUCUCUCUGCAGAUGUUCUUUGGUCUCUAAACGUUUCUCUUCCCUUGUUUACCAAACCAAAAAUGUUUCUGUCGAGAUCCCACUUCGGAUUCCCCGCCAGGAACUCGAUAAGAAAACCACUCCUGCUUGUUUUCCAGGAAAACCAGUCCACUGUUUCAUAGCUCCCCUGGGGAUGUUUCCCUUCCUCCAGAAGUCCCAGCGAUUGACUUUCCACUUCGAGCACUUGGAUUUCGAGUUUCUGUCUCAUCUCACCACCAAAUUUCUUGCUAAAUUCUCCCGCAUGGAAUCCCUCCAUGUGGAAAUCUUGUAUCCGCCGGAAGAUUCCGAGGCCACAGGCGGUAUCCGUUUCAUCAAGGAACCUGUGAUGAAGUGGAAGCUCGACUUCGAAUCAGAUACUUUUAUAUAUCUCUAUGCUUCCAGAAGUUGUCUUGAUGAUGCUAACAACAUUUAUGCUAGGGAAAUUGGGUUGCUUACCGUUGAAUAUCAUUGUCAUCUGGCUAUGGGUUUUUACACUUUCUCGAUAAUGGAAACCCUCCUGCCUUUCUUACCGGGAUCCCUUCUCCGGGUGACCAUCACAGAUUCCAAGAACCGGAGCAAGCAAGAUCUGGGAAAAACUGAUCUCGCUGAUCAGAUGAGGCGGAUUUGUGAUAAUCCAAGAAAUACCGAGUAUUUGCAGAGGGUGACGAGUGCUAAAUCUAGAGUUAAGUUUCCAUUUUCAGGCCCAAUCGGGCAAUCUUUUACUCUUUUCCUGGCCAAUGAGUCCGAGGAUUACUUGAAAGUAAAAUCUGCUUUUGAAGAUAAAGAUGAGGUUUUUGUUGAAACUGUACUGGAAAUGGUGAAGGAGAUUAGAGCUAGUCUCUGA
Coffea arabica (coffee) is the source of this 999-nucleotide messenger RNA. NCBI's taxonomy places the organism in Eukaryota, Viridiplantae, Streptophyta, Magnoliopsida, Gentianales, Rubiaceae. The record is from RefSeq and is a predicted model, not a curated record.